Molecule: messenger RNA, 26522 nt
Organism: Spirodela intermedia
Lineage: Eukaryota; Viridiplantae; Streptophyta; Magnoliopsida; Alismatales; Araceae
Source: the annotation of a GenBank genome assembly
AUGGAGGAUCUGGGCAUCGAGGCGAAGGAAGCCGCUGUCCGGGAGGUGGCUAAGCUGCUCACGCUUCCGGAACAUUUAGCGAAUAUCGCUUCAAUAAAGUCCGAUUACCUUUCUCGGCAACAGGUUAGAAUCCGAGCGGAAUAAUUCAACUAAGAUCUGAUUGCUUCAUCUUUACCUGAAGAAUUCUUUGGCUUGAGCUUACCAUUUUCCGUGAAGAGCCAGAUCAUCCUCGUGAUUUACUAAAAUGAUGAAAUCUUUGAACUGGCGUAAUGUUUUCCGGAUUGGAUGGGGUUGUUACUCGACCGUUUUGUUCCUGUCAUUCCUGUGGGAUAAAUUUAUUUUUCUUGGGUUGGGUUUCUGGAAAUUGAGUUGGAAAAUUGAAAACAGGCGACUAAUAUGGAAAUAUCGUGAUGAUCUUUCACUUGUUUAAUUUCCUUAAAACUUGUAUUUUGACAAUGGAAAUAUCAGUUUACUCAUGACCAGUCCUUUUAGAUGAUUCAUUUCAGGGUACUUCAUAGACAUUGUCCCCUCGAACAAUGUAGAAGUAGAUAUAUUUCCUCUCAUAUAACAGGAAGAUGAUGAAGAGCAUGAUAAAUUCGGGUGUUUCAAUGUGUGGCAGAACUUAUUCGAGUAGUCACCUAUUUCUCAUUGUUUGAAUGCAUACUGAAGUGGGGAGUCAAUUCCUGGAAGACAACAUAAGAGGAUAUACACAGCUUCUGUUGAAUUAGUGUAACAAAUAUCAUCUAGGAGAGAACAGUUCCCAUCAUCUGAAUUAGGGUAGAAACUUCCUCUAUUUUCAGAAAAUGUAGACUAGUUCCCAGUGAUCUCAUAUGACAAUACUUUAAAAAAAGACAAUUCCUUCUCAUAUAAAUGUGACCAUCUUUUGGGAAUGGUGAUGAAUCAUCGCUGAAUCAAGUGAACAUGUCAUAUCUUUUGCCUAGAGAUCGCCAAAGGUGCAAACUUUUGAAGUCAAUUGUUGUACCUUUUGAAGUUUUUAUAUCCUAGUGGAAUUCAAUGAAAGCUGCCUCAGGCAUAGAAAGGAAGCUAGGCUUGAAAAAGCUUGGUGGUAGGUGACAAGGGGAUUAUAAUAAAGAACGAGGUGGAAUAUACAGGCAGGAUGGGUACCACUAAUACUCAUGUAAAUGGAAAUGUCAAAAAAAUAUUAUAUCAGGGAUAACAUGGAGAUUCACAAAAGGAAUUGAAGGUACAGGUUGGUAGAAGCCAUUAGUCGUAGAUUUAAAAUCAAAACACAGACUAAACAACCUUUCUGAUUACAUUAACUCACCCCGUCGAAGGAAAAAAAGAAAAACUUUAUUGGGAUGGGUGGAUGAGGAAGAAGAAUAUCUCACCCACUUGCCAAUUGAAUGGUGACCGGUGAUGGUCAUAAAAAGUUUCUUCUUGCUCCAAAGUUUCUCAUUUCCUUUUCGUUCAUUGUUACACUGCUUCACUGUACUUUUUGCUUCUUGCUCCUCUUCUUGUGCUCUCUUCUUGUUCAGGGUGUUUUCAAGAACUAUAUAGUUCCCACAGCCUUGUAGGUCAACGUGAUCUGCAUUUUCUGUCUUUGUAUAUCGUUCUCCCUGAAAGUGUGCCUGAGCUUUCUUUGGAAAAUAUUCAAGCCUUUUACUGCAUGGCACGUAUGUUUGGAUUCUUAAUGUUACUAUUUGAUUGUGGGCUAUGUUUCUGCAAACCAUUGAAUAAAAAAAAUAUUGGAAAGGUUAUUUGAGAACUAGUUAAAAUUUCAUCUUAUUGAAAACUCUUAUUUUGCCUGUGAACAAUUUAACUAUGAAACGAACUGAUAGGAAACGGAUUAUCCAUUUUUCAUGAAAUCAAGUAUCAAAACAUGUGACAAAGUAGAGUUGUGGCAAUAUUAUCUCAAUAUUGGCUUCUUAAAGGUGAUACACAAUUCCGGUGCCUUAUUCUGCAUGCGACUAUUUGAAAUGGAAGGAAAGAUGGAACCUUUCAGCUAUAGAAUUUUCAUAGUAGAGGGAGUGAUCUAGAGUGGAGUGGGGUAUGAACUUCUGCGAUGAAAAAAAGGGCUUAUUCCUUAUUUUGGAUGGAGUUGGGGUCAUAACAUGCAUGAUAUAUGGCAUGUUAGAUCAGACACAGAGAAGUUAUCUAUGGGAUUUUUGAGAGUACAUUGGAUAUUCAGCGUUCUUUUAAAUACAUAAUGAAUAUCUGGUUCUAUUCACUUUUUUUUUUAUAGUGAGGAUUUCUACUUCUUAUACUUUAGCAUUUUAAGAUGAAAUGUGUCUAUGGAUUUUCCCAAGAUCAGCUAAUUUUGCAGUUCAUCCCCUUUAUUUCUCUUUCUUUGAUACAUUAGGGAAGAAACAAGCGUAAAAAUUGGUAAAAGAAAGAGAAUAAAGGCUUUCUUUUCAGUAUGCAUCAGUUGAAUCAAAUUUUUUCCUGUCACUUGAUAUAUUUCUUCACAGAUCUGCUGAAUAUCUGAGUUGGUGACGUUCAUUGUACUCUUUUCAGGCAAAUGAUGCACAACUCAGCACAAUGGUUGCAGAACAGGUGAACUUAUCUUUGUUUGGUGACAACAUUAUUGUGCUAUGUGCUUUAACCUUGAUUUUCUGGGCAAAGUUUCUUGUAAGCAUGAAAAAGGUUAAUCACUAAAAAUGUGUAUCAUCCAAUACUUGAGGCUACAUCUUCUGUUUUUUAGUGAUCCAGUGUUACAUUAAGGAUCUUGUUCUACACUAAUGGUCUGAGAAUGUAGGAAGAACUUUAGCAGUGGGAAUUUCUUAUUAUGGUUAAUCCAAAAAGUAUAUGGGCAAGUGGAUGACCCGAAAAAGGGUAGUGGCAUAACAGGGCAGAACAAAGGACAAAUAAACAUUUAGGGUGGCAUUUAAAUGUUGUUGACAAAUCUCAUUGCUGAGCACAGAUUUUUUUCAUAAACUGUUGCGUUUUUACAGGUUGAGCUGGCACAAGCUGGCAUAGAGUCACUUGGUUUAUCACAAAAAACAAUAAAUGAGCUCCGGGGGAAUUUCGUUUCCAUUGAAAAGUAUGAAUCUAACAUUUUUUGUAUUAUCUUUUUUUUAUGUGGGCAUAUCUAAUUUUUUUAAAGUGAUAAAUAAUGUCCUUCUGAAAAUAUAAUUUUUUCUGCAUUUGAUAUUAAUUGUGUUGCUUUGGUGAACCAGGUUGUGCCAAGAGUGCCAAAAUCUGAUUGAAAAUCAUGACAAAAUAAAGCUCCUUAGCAAUGCAAGGAACAAUUUAAACACGACUAUAAAGGUUUGCCUAGAAAGAUCAGACUGAUGUGAUUGUAGAAUGCUGUUUGCUCUCUGAAUGUUUUGUAAACACUAUCCCAAUUAAAUUGAGUUAGAACGCUGUCAUUUUUGUCAUAUCCCAAUAUCUUGUGUACUCUGUCGCAGUGAAGAGUUAUAUAGUUGGGUAUAAUUUCUUUUAUUUUUUCUCUACUUCUUUUCCAUUAAAUUUCUUGUCUUCCUAAUUUGUUUCUAACAUAGGAUGUCGGAGGAAUGAUGUCUAUUUCUGUAGAAGCUGCUGCAGCCCGUGAAUCAUUAAGUGAUGACAAAGAAUUGAUUAAUACAUUUGAGGUAACACUUGUAGUAUAAACGAUGUUCAUGAUACAGUUUACCAAGUCUACAGGCAGUAGAUGAUACUGUGUACUUGAUCUGGAGGAAGCUUUUUUUAGUUAUGUGUUUUCUUUUUUUUGUAUUCUAUUUGUGUUGGAGAUAGAGGUUAACUGCUCUUGAUGGAAAGAGGCGUUUUGCAUUAGCUGCUGCGGGAUCACACAAAGAAGAGGUUGGCAGGUUAAGGUAAGAAUGUAUUUUCCUCUGCAUUUCAGUUGGCGGAUGUUGAUUUUGUUGGUUUUUAUUGGAGUGUAUUCUAACUUUGAUGAUGUAUCCUCUCAAACUGCUGGAUUGCAUUUCUAACUCACUAUUUUUUUUUGGGCGGUAUCAUCUUGGUCUUGUGCUUUUUGUUGAUUGACAUUGUUUAAAUUGAGUUGGUUUAAUAGAUUGUCUAGUUUAAUACUCAUUGUAGUACUACCUGAAAACAUGAUUCUUGGAACUUCCUAGGUUAUUUUAAAUGGAAUGGAUCAGAGACAAUUUAAUUUGCAAUUUUUGUAUGAACGAGAGACAAAAUGCAAUAAUCUAGUGCUCAUAUAAUCUAAUGUUCGGAUCCUGAAAAUAUUGUUGUCUUGGACCCCGUGGUAAUUUAGUCUAUAGUAAAAUGUUUUUAGUAUCAUAACUGCAUCUUUAAUUUACUCUAUUUGAGUGAAUAGCUUUUUCUCAUACUUCUUGGGGCUUAAAAGUUUAGUUUUUUAUUCUAGACAUUAAUGAUUGUUGAAGAACUUAGUUUUUCCUUUUUCAUAGAAUUCAUGAUGAUAGUUCUAUUGAAGCUUCAUCAUUUUGACGUUGAAGGGCCAGAGCACAGGCAAAUGAGUGUAGAAGGAAGUCCUCUGCAGAAGAUUUUAGGUCACUACAUGGGGGCUGUUGAGGUGUCUAGACGUUGGUGUGAAGAUUGACAGAUAUUUUUAUAAGUGAAGUUAAUUGAAAAAAGUGUAUACAUUGAUCCAGUGUUCGCUGGAAUCAAAGAAAGGGAAAGAGGAAAAUUUUAAAAGAAGGCAAAAUCUGGUAUUGACUAUGGUUUAUUUGAAUAAUCCUUGAGUAGUGCUAACUAUGGUUUAUUAUUUGAUUAAAGAUAAAAGCAAAAUAAUAGGUACAAGUAUAAGUCGAGUUAAAAAGUGCUGGUAUUGACUGUUUAGGUUCUAUUCAUUUUGGGGUGCAGAGGAAAUGACCAUUUAAAAUGUGAGGAGACUUGUCGAUGAAUUUCAAAAGCAGAGAAUAAGUAAAAAUGAAAUUCUUUCAUGUGGCUGCUGUUAUCAUCUGCUGAGGCUGAUUGCUGCAUAUGGAGUGAUAGACAGUUGAGCGAGUGACUAGUGGCAGUGAUAGAUGUGGGCAGUGGUUUCUUGCGAUCUAGUGGCUUCUUUCUUCCUUUUUCUCUUCCCAUUUGCUGACUUCAAUUACCCUUAUAGACUAGUUCACGAUUUAACCAUCUAACCUAUUAUCUACCCCAAGUGAAUAUGGAUAUUUUUUGUUUCUUUCCUCCUUUCUUUCAUGAGUUCCAGUACCUUCCGGCUAUUGGUCUUGAGAAACCAUACAAAAAUACAAUUUUUGUAUGAGUCUUUAGCAGAUACCAUUCAGUCUUCAAGGAUGAGAAAAUACGAGCUUCUCUAUUGUAUGUGGAUAAUUGCAUUUCUCUCUCUUUCUCAAGGGACUGAUACCGAGGUGGAUCAUCUUGGAGGACCCAAUCCUGAACGAUCCCAUUCAGAGAAGAAUAUUCUAAUGCCAGAGAUGGAUUUUCAAUCAUACACCUCAAAAUGCAAUUCCUAUGGGAAAUCGGCUUUUAAAUUAUGAAAUGUUACCAGCUUAGUAAUAAUAUAAGAUCUACUUUUCUUUUCACCUGUCUUGAGGUAUCAGUUCUUGUUCUGCUUCUUUCUUUCCCUUGCAAGUGGGGUACACAUGGCUCAUUGUAAAGCAAAGUUGUCCACUGAAAAUGGGAACUAUAGUUCAUGCAAAAAAGUAGUCUGACUUUGGACUCGAGUUCAUGAAACAUUGUUUUGAAGAGAAUAUUCUUGGCAAACAGGUUAUUUUCAGGUUUUAGGUUAAGUUCUAUGUAUGGUUUAGUCUAUCCCUUGUGUCAAACUUAUUCUAUGUUCUAGAAAUAUUUAUGCGAAUCUAGUGUCCUUGAUACGCUCACACGUUAAAUAUUAUUCUGUUCGUUUAAGUGCCUCUGUGUAAAAGAUAGGUAGACUCAUUGGACAUGUCAUCUUAUGAUCAGUGAAUUGGGUGUCUACUUCCGAUUAAAAUAAUGUCUUCUGAAAUGACGCAAUAGUUCAUAAAUGAAAAUUUCUGCAACUACUUUGUUGGCUGUGAUAUAUUGACUGAGGGAUUCUCGUACCAUCUUGUUAAACAUUGGCAGAGACCAAAUUGUUUAUUUGGCAGAACUUCCGUGUGAUCCUGGCUGGUGUAUAUUAGUCCAUGAGUGGCAAUGCACCUUGGCUCUAUUGUGUUCGCUUUCCUAGGAAGAAUUCCAGGCUAGGUGGAUGGAUUUGUUUUGGAAAUUUGAUAGAACGAAUGUAUCAUUGUUAUAUUGGUGCACAUUUAUCUAUUGUUAUGUUUGAUUUUCAAACGUUCAGAUAGCUAAACUUUUUGAAUGUGAAUGAGAGGACUGCAUGUUUUUUCUUUUCUUUUCAAUCUGCCAGAUGAUAGUUUAUAAAUCCCAUUUGUCUUUCUAUGACAAAGAGGUGAUGGGUGAGGUUCUUUGUCCAUAUGAUUUUUUCUGAAGAUGGUACCAUAAAUUCAUUGUAUCUGUAUGAGUCACUGGAGAGCCCUGGUUUACUGUUUUUGUUUUUAAUGAUUCCUUUAUUUCUGUAUGUAGAGAGUAUUUUGAAGAUGUCGACCAAACAUGGGAGACAUUUGAAAGAACAUUAUGGGGGCACAUUGCAAACUUCUUCAAGCUGGCUAAGGAAAGGUACUAUUGCUAUUUCUAAUGUUCCUUGCAUUUAGGUAUCAUUCAUACAUGUUUCCAUUAUUGUUCAUGGAAUACAAUUGUAUUAUUAGCUAUUUAAUGUGGGAUUGUUCUUACGUAUAGACCUAACUGUCAUUGUUUGCUCUGAUUUUAUAAGACAAAAGAAAGUGUACAGUCUACUGCCAUUGCACUUGACUUUGUGCUAUUAUUUAUUGUUCUAUACUACAUGUUGCUAAUUUAUGUAUUCAUUCCUUUUUAAAAAAUUGUGGGUUUUAAAUUUUGGAAUAAAUUUAUGGCUUCUCCUGUGUGUGACCUGAUUUUUUUCUUUCUUGUUUCUUCUGUAGCCCACAGACUCUUGUCCGGGCUUUAAGGUAUGCUAUGCUUUUAAAAAGUUUCCAAACUUUCUUGUUUCUUUUAAAAAAAUUCUUUUGUACUUCAAUCUCAUCUCUAAAUUUCUUUCAAUUUUCAGUUAAUUAUCGGUCGCUCUGUGAAAUAUAGGACUGGAGGGCUAUAAUUUUUUGUAAUUGACUUCAUCUGGUCUUUACUGAAGUACAAUGUGUGGUAGAAACUUAUUAUCCAUUCUGGCUACUUUGAAAAGGCAAGGAAUGAUUAGCAGUCAAUAGAUGCAGAUCUCUAAGUAAUCAUGGGAGUAUUAGUAAAAGUCGAUCUAAAUAUCGAAAAGAAGAAAUGAUCACCUGGACGUCCACUUUUUCAACUACCAUCUGGAACCCAUAACCAUCUGGAAAAUCAAAGCAGUAAUGAGCUCGAAUUCGCUAUUCACUCAUGACGAAGGAAGCCUAUUAUGGGCAAGAUUGAUUGGCGAUCGCUUAUUAUUUAGAAUAUCAGAGCCUUUGGAGACAUAUUUCUCAGCUUUAGCAUCCUACAAAAUCUGGACUAAAACAAUGGAAGGUAUCAUCCUUCAGUUUGCAAGAAUGAAAAUAAAUGUUCAGAGCCUUUUUGAUGAAGACAAGAUGAAGCAUGAUUGAUAUUUCUCAACUUCAUCGUGCUAAUAGUCAAGAUUGAAAAUGAAGACAGUGCAAAGCAUCAUCUUUAAGUUUGCAGGGUUGUAAUAUAAAGUUUAGAACGUCAUCCCUGCACCUACACUUGUGAAGCUAAGGUCGCUUCUCAAAUAUUUAAUGUAAGAAUUAUAAUUGAUAUGUUUUUCUCUCCAGUUUCUGCCUCUGAUAAUCAACUGAAGGAGAAUAAUAGAGGAUCACUCAAUCAAGCACAUGAGGAAGGAGUCCUACAAGGUAGAUAGUUAUAUUAUGGAAAGCAUCAAAGGACCUUUGGGUAUGCUGAGCAUCCAAUCCAAAAGACAAGUUUGAAAACUAUCCAAUCCGCAGAGCAGCCAAGAAUCUCUGAAUCUCCUAUGCAAAUGAUUGUUAAAAACACAAGCCUCCAAAGUUCCCUCAAAGAAUGCUCAUAGAGUUGCCGAAACAGAGAUGCUGUUGCUAUAUAAUAUGGCAUCUGUGUAGCCAAAAAGGACCUAGGAUUGUUGAAACCUCCCCCAAAUGUGACCCAGUCCAGUGAGAAGGUCAUGGUGGAAAAGUUAACCUGGCUCCAUGGCAAACACAUGGGAGAGGGAAAGAGAUAGAAAAUCCGAUAAAUGUAGAGAAAAGACAUCCUGUUGUGCGUUGUGAACAUUGAAGGCAGAGUCAGAUGAUUUUGAUUUGAACUGGUCAAUUACGUUGAAAUUGGGCAUAUUUGAUCUGAUUUCAUGGGUUGAAAUCAGAUGCUCAGUUGAAAUUGAAAAUACCAACGAAACAAGAGCCAGCUUGAAUUGGCUAAUCUCACUUUUUUUGUUGGAAUCGUCUGAUUGGGCCAUUUAGACUGCAAAGGAGGAAAAGUAGGCUGUAACUGCAUGCCACAUCGGUUGUUUUCAGCUGAAAUUACAAGGUAGGAGAUAAAACUGACAUUUGAUCGGAUGCUCACUUGAAAUUGAAAAUACUAGCAAAAAAAGGACCAGGUAGAAUUGGCUGAUCUCACUUUUGUUGGUGGAGUCGUCUGAUUGGGCCAUUUUGAUAGCAACGGAGGAAAAGUAAGGUAGACUGCAUGCAACAUCUGUUGUUGUAAGUUGAAAUAAUAGAGUAUGUAGGAAAUAAAGCUGACCUUUGCCACCGGCUACUAAUUUCCUCUCCCUCUUACCACCAUGAGCUGCCACCUUCCACCACCACCUGCUACUACCUAUUGCCACCUUUCCCUACUUUUGUCCUUGAAAACUGGGGGAAGCAUUAGGGACGAUUAUAUUUUGGGGUUGUUAUUCUAUAAAAUUGAUUCCAAACUUUUUUAUUUUUUAUCCAUUUUAAAAAUUUAACUGUACACUUUUAAGACCAAUGAUAUCAGUUUUUUCAUUUUUUCCCAUUUUGCAAAUUUUCUUUGAACAAUCUGAUCCCAAUUAGAUUGUCCCAGGCUUAUCCAGUUUGUGGCAUGCAGGACGUAUGUAGAAUUCUUUUUGCAUGCAGAUCUCGUACGUGCAUGAGAUAUGUGUACCAUGCUUGAAAUAUGUGCUAUGCCAUUCCUACAGCGUAUUUCGUGACAAAAGGGUAGUAGGAAAACAUUUGAACGCUAAAACUUUGCAUAACAUUGCAUUGUGGAUAUCUGCCCAUUUUUUGAGCCGAGAAUUGGCAAAACUGGAACAGCCAUAGUUAUUUUGGUAUAGUUUUGCAAGCUUCAGCCUUGCUUGUUUUUAAUGUUUUUAGUUUAAAUUAGGCCUUAACAUCAAAGAAGGAUGGGUGCAUCUAGAAUGGGUGAAUAGAAAACAAACUAGCUAUCAGAAAAUACAGUAGUAGAACGUACAUGCUGGUAGCAGUAGAUAAAAAACAGAAUGGUAUCGGAUUAGGAUGGUGGCCAAUUUUGGUUCCAGCUUAAAUCGGUGAAGCUCAGGGAUCAUAAGGAAUGAAGAAUCAAAAGGUCAUACGUGCAAAUAAGUACGGAAAACAUUUCACCAGAAGAAGAAAAGAAUAUAAAUUACCUAAAUUUACUAUGGUGCUCCACGAGUUUAAAGAACCUCUGUUAUUAAAAAAUAGCUCUUGUAAGUUGUGAGGACAGCAUAUUUUUGUCCCUUGGUAUUGGAUUAGUCACAUGACUCUGUGACUUCAAUAUGGUUAGUUUUUCAUUCCAGAUUGGCUAAGACGAAAAUCAUGCAAAAUGUGCGUAUGCAUGUUAACUGUUUAUGGCUAGACCUACGAUACACCAUAUUUCAGUUAUUGUUUCCUGUUUGUUUCAUUCUUCAUGAUAAUAUCUGGAAGAGUUUGUUGCUGUAGAUGAACAUAUUGGAUUUGCAGUGUGGGUUUUCUAAUUGUUUGAUGCCUUCUAGAGUAAUAGAGAUGCAGGAAAUUUUUGAUCAGCAACUAGCUGAGGAAGCAGCUGAGGCGGAAGGUGGUGGCAGUAUGGCAUCAAUUGCUAAUCCCCGCAGAUCUAAUAAGUAAUUUCUGAUUGAACUUUCUUCAUUUCAUAUAACUUCCCGUGGAUAUAUAAUUUUGUAUCACUCAUGUAAUUACAAAGUAGCACCAAAAUAAUCUUUCCUGAUUUUUUGAAGAAGGCUAUAUUAUGCUUCUAAUACUUCUGUCAGAUAUUAUGCGGGUGAUUGUCAUGAAGAUGAUGAUGAAUCUUGUGUUGCUGUACUGGCAAGCUGAUCUAUCAAUAAUGGUAGCACAGUCACAACAAACUAUUGAAAAGCAUUUGGCUGAAAGUCAAAAGGGGGGUUAAUAUUUUUUUCAUGAACUAAUGUCAAUUUUUUGAAGCAUAAAUGAUUGAUUUGGGUUAUCAAGCAGAAUAGUUUGGGUUAUCAUGAGGAUUCAUCUCUCAGAAAACACGGACUAGAAAGGUGCAAGAUGGGGAAUAUCACUAAUAUUUCAACCAUCGUCACAUAUUAGUUAAGCUUUUGGAAAAGAAACAGAAAACCCAUUUUUAGGCUUCAUUGUUGAAAAUGGUUCUGGCCAAUCUAAGAGCAUCUGAAAUCGCUUUCCAUGUUCCUAAUUGACAUUUGAUAUGUCAAUAUGAUAUUCCCUCCUGUUUUGUUUAAAUCUAGGAAUGGUGAAAACCCACAUGCGCCUUGGCAGGGGUCCAUGUGGGGAGAUGCAAUGACUUUGAAUGCAUGCGACACAUCUAAAAGAUGUGGCUACGCAGAAGACCAUUAUCAGCCAAAUGAACAAUCACUCAUGUUGCUUUGUCCUUUUCAUAACUGUGAUUCCCUCAACGUUAUCCAUGAAAUUAUCAAAUAUUUGAUUGGGUUCUUGAGCACUGCAUAGGAGAUGCUAUUUUUAAUCAGUUUCCACUCUAAGACGAGGGUUUCUAAUUUUUGGAGGAGCAGCAUUUGAAAUCGCUUCUAGAAAAUGAACUCCAUUAAUUCCAAUGGUUGACAGCAAGAAAUGGUCGAUAUACAUUUUUUUCAUCGUUUGUUUUGACUUCCUGACUCAUGGUGAACAUUAGGCUCAGGUGUGUUAGUCAUGCUAUGUUUUGAUCAUGACAAACAAGGUUGGAUUACUUGCUACUCCAGCUGACAGUGUUGAAUUGACUGGAAUCAAUGUGAUAUGUACCAUAAGAAAAAUGAAGACUAAAAAGUGAAAAGCACAUUAAUAAUUAUCUGUGUGAAAUACUACUGUUUAAUGCACAAAAAUAGAAGUUUCUCAUAAGUAUUUACAUAAGUAAUAGAACUUUCUCCAUUUCUUUCCACCAUUUUGAUGUCCUCUGCCCAGUUUGAAAAUCAGAGAUUCACGAAGUGCCAUGGUGUGUGUGUGAGUGCUGUAUCAGGGAAUGGAGACAACUGUGGGUUGUCUUCAUUGGAGGCAGAAGUAAAAGCGGAUAUGAACAUGGGUGGCAGCUUUUGCCAAGGCCACUUUUCUCUUCCAUAUUUAUUCUUCCACAUUUAUGAUGUCAUUCUAAUUGUUCGUUUGUGUUACCACUGCUGGUCGCAACUACCAUACUGCUGAUUCUGCUACUGUCAGUUAUUGCUGCUGCUGUUUCCACUUUCCAAAGGCCCUCUUUUCUUUUCCCCUUAUUCUUCUCUUUCCUCCUCAUUCCACAAUUGCAUUCACAUUUCAAUUUUUUCUGUGAAAAAAACCCUGAAAAUGACCAAUGGUCAUUGAAAAGAUCCUGUCCUCAGCAUUCAUCCUUAAAAUGGCAAGUUUGGGAGCUGCAUUGCUGAGUUUUGAGAUCAUCCAUGUCUCACUGUGUUCCCAAUAUUUUAUCCAAAUCAAUGUUUCUUUAGCAUUUUUUCUGAAAUCAGGUAGGAUAUUCUCUUGAACUCCUUAAACUUGAUCCCUCUUGUGCUACUUAUGAUCUCAUGAAAAAAAGUCAGAGAUGCAACCUGCCCAUGUUUUUCUCGUCCCUAUAUAAUAGAGUUAGUAAUGGCUACUAUAUUCUACAGUGUUUUGUGAAGAUUGUCAAUAUGCUGGUAUUUUCUUAAUCAAUUAACUCUAUUGGGGUUUGGGGUUAAAUGAAAAAUCAAUUUGAUGCCUAUACAAAUAUUGCAAAACGUUGUCUACAAAUUUUACGAAUCUGAUCCCCAUUAAAUGUAAUCCAAAUUGAACUUAGCUUAUUUUCUUUGUUUAGGAAGGGAAUUUUUUUAACUAUUGAUAGUUUGCUACCCUUUUUGGACAAAUUAUGAUAUCCCUGAGUAUAUUUUAUCGUGUAUCCAUCUAUAUUUUUUUUUUGUAUAGGCUAUGUUACUGAUAAUGACUGCUGAUAGACCACGUCUACUAAACCUGUUGACAGCUUUUUGCUAGAAUGAGUGUAUUAAAAAUGUUGACUUUACCAUUGAACGGAGAUAUGUAAAUUGUUUGGGUGAGGCAUGAUAUAAAUUUAGCCUUAUUGUCAUGAUAUGUUGUAUAAUUUUGCUCAGAUUCCAUCACUCUCUAAUGAGCAACUUUAUUUUUAUAUUUUCAACAUUUAUUGUACUUUUUAUUCAUUUAUAAUAACAACACUUUUAAUUAUUUUGACUUCAUGAACACAUAACAAAGGAAACUUCACACUGGGCAUUUAUUUCUGUUGAUUUAAAUGAAACUGAAAACUGACGAAAACCAUACAAGGGUAAACAGUCAGGAAAAAUCUCCUCUUUUCUCAAAUCAUGGAACAAUCGCUAGUUAUAUAUAGUUAACCUGGCCACAAAAAAAGGAAACUACAUAGGUUAAGGAAAAUGACCAACGAGGAAACCAAAAGACUAGGGGACUGGCAUACUUGGAAACUUCCCUUCUAGGAAACUGACUAACAGAAACAAACUCCUAAUUACACGUUUUUCCCACAAAAAACUAUUCAUCAUGGCAGAUGGUUCAUUUAGUGUUUCAUAUUUAUUCAAUUUCUUGUUUCCUUGUAUGCUUUUUAUUCUGUCAAAUGAAGUUUUACCCACGUAUUUUGCUUCAUCCCAUUUUGAAUUGGAUCAUCAAUUUUUGAGUCUUAAUUUUUCAGGUUUGAUAUGGUGCUGUCUUUCUAUGCAGGAAAGGUACAGGGGUGACGGCUUCCCCAAGAAAUAUCAUGCAAGAGAAGCUAAAGACACAAGGAAAAGGUUUCAAGGAUAAAUGCUAUGAGCAAAUCAGGAAAUCUGUUGAGGAACGGUUCAAUAAUUUGCUAUCAAAGGUAUUAUCUGCAUUACAGAUUGUUUAGUUUUUCUUGAAAACGAUCUCUGAGAUUAUUUUCAGGAUAUAUAGUCUUAACGAUAGUCAAUGUUUUCAGCUCGUGUUUGAGGAUCUAAAAGCUGCAUUAGAGGAAGCUCGAAGGGUAUGUUACUAUCUGUACAUAUUUCUCAUGUGCGUGUUACUACUGUGUGGUAUUAUAGUUAUGUUGUGAACAGAAAAAGGAAGUAUUGAGCUAAGGCGGAUCUGUAAUGUCAAGGCAGACUGCAUCUGCGGGAAACCGAGAAAACUUGCUCAUAUGACGUUGAUGAUCGCAUGCCUUUUUGGUCAUAGUCCUGGGCAUCUCAGAAUCAUUAGCUUAUUUCAUGAUUUAAAAGUUGAAACUUAAUUUUCUUUCUUACUCUUCAUUGUGUGUGAAUACAUGCUUGGUCUGUUACUGGUAAGUCAGUUGAUACAUGGAUCCAAUUGCAGAAUGUGUGCAUUUUGUCCUAAGUACCCAGGUUUACCCACUCUGAGCUCCUAAAAAAAGCCAUAAAGAUUUGCUUGAUCCGCUCCAUGUCCAAAUUCAUUUCCAUGGAUUGAGUUGAAGUUGGCUUUUAUUUUGUUAAUGUUCCAAUGGGACAAAUAUGCGGAAAUCAGGGUAAUAGUGUUUUAUUUUUUUUUUCUAAGUAAUUUGUAGUGACCAACAGAUUGUGAAUUAGUUAUAAGAACUCAAUGCUAGUAAAAUUGAUGGUUGACCUGUUUGUUAGACCUCACAUCAGUAAACAUUAUCUAAUUAUUACAUCAACGAUUUGAAUACAUUAAAAACCCUAAAAGUCUUUUUUCUUUGUAGAUGGGAAGAAGUAGCUGGCAUCCAUCAGAAAAUCUUCUGGGAUAUCAUUUUGUCAUUAAUUUUUUUGGAAUCAAUCUCCCGUGUGGAAGAAAGGUAACUAGGGGUGGUUGGAGGGGGAGAGAGGAGAACCCAAAGAUUCUUCAUUGUUGGUGAGGGCAUAACUUUUCAUGCUAAAUAGGGGUUACUCUAAUCUUUGAGGUCAGGAGAGUGUUUCUUUCUAGUUUAGAAUUAUUUUGGGGAUGGGAAACGAGUGUUCAUUUUUUCGGCCACCGUGGUUGACCUGUCAUGUAUUCUCUUCUACUACCUUGACGAGGAAGAGGGAUGAAUGUUCUACCAUGGUUGGUGAUGAAUGGGGAUAUCAUGGAAACUUUUUGAAAAUUCUUCCCAAUCUCUCUCUUUCCUUUCUUCUCCAUGAUGGCCAUCUUUUUUUCAUCUUCACCCAUGACCCUUCAAAUUUUGAGGCCAUGUAGGUCAUUGAGUUCAUUAUGGUGAAAUAAUGUUGACACCAUCCUUAUAGAUGACGGUUUCUUUUAUUCUCUAUCUUGGAUUGAAUGACAUUUCGUCCUUAUACACGACAUCUAACAUUGGUUUGGAUCAUCAGUGAAAAGUCGAUUUGAGUAUUAACUUUUGGCGCGGGCAUGUUUACUAACCUGUACUCAAAAUAACACAGGAAAAUCAUACCCAUGAUUGAAAAUAGAUGUUGAUAUGAUAUUAGUCUUCAGAAAAAUCUCUGACAUGGGGAUGAGAAUUCCCCUUACAUGAUAGCUAGCUUGGUGAUGUGAGAGUUCCCAUGUGUUCAUGGAGUAGAUUUAAAACUUGUGAAGCGUCCACAAGUCUUGGCUUAAUUUUAUUGUAUUAUGUAUAUGUUCCUACACACAGGUUCUCUCUCUCUCUCUCUCUCUCUCUCUCUCUCUCUCUCUCUCUCUCUCUCUCUCUCUUAUUCUGUCCAGAAUCUCAAUCUUUUAGUUACAGGUAACUGUCCCCAUAACUUGUUCUAUAAAUAUUACUGUCAUCAUUAACGGUAAAUUUUAAUGCCAUUAUUUGUUCUAUAAAUACAGGACCUUUCUCCUGUCAAGCGAUCAUUAUUGUUGUUCACCAUGAUCAUCAUUGUGGAAGUUGAUAUCAUAUUAAGAAUCAUUUCUGAAAUGUUCUUAGGAGAAAAUUUUCCUGUUUCGUUUGAUCUUUUGGAUACUUUAUAAUUUUUGUCGUGUCGAUCCUCAUUCACUUUCCUAGUGCACUUGACAAAGUAUUCAUGCGCGCCCAAGAUGGGUGGAGAUUGAAGUCAAGAAUGAGGAAGAAUGUUUCUCCUGUUACAACUCACAGCAGGGAUCUGGUAUUUAAUUCAGACCCUCCCAGAAGGUUCUAGACACCAGAAAUCAGGAAAGGAAAAACAUGACACGUGGCACGUGAGAUAAUAAAGAGAGACCUGAGGCACAAUAAUUAGAGGUGCUCCAAGAAGUAGAAACCUAUGAACCUUAACAUAUCUUCUCUCUAGACUCCCUGACCUUGCUUUUCUGCUUUUGAAACCCAUUAAUGGAUCCUAUCAAUUCAAUACUUCUCCCAGUGGCAACUGCCGCUGAUUUCGGUGAAGGGGCAGAAUGUGGCAGCUCUCUCUAUUCGUUGUUUAAAAAGCUCAUAGAAAAUCAUUCAUUGAAAAAUCGACUGUCUUGUACUCGUUCAUUUUUCAUUAUUAGGAUGUGGAGACUUGAGAUCAGAUGUUUCUGGAAAGUGAGUGUACAACAUGAUUUUCAUCAUUGCAAACGUAUGUAUAGUCCGCGAAUUCUCUGUCAUUGAUACAAUUAUGAUUCUUUAGUGACCCUAUAAUGCACUGAGUAGUCAAAUUCGAGGUUGCCUCUCGCUAUGUACGCUCACAAUCAGCAAUAUAUUUGGUUUAAGCUGCUUAGAGUUUGUUCUUCGAAAAUAUAAUACAGCAUAUGUCUGAAACAGUUGAAACCAUCAUCAUAUGCAUCUGGUAAUGCUUCUUGACCAAGGGAAUAUGACAUUGAUUAUGGGGUGCGUUCUCAGUUUGAUCUUUCUUUACUUUAGAAAAUUGAUUAAUUGUUAUGGAUGGAUUUUUAUAAGUUUUGCAUACGAUGUUAUAUAUGAAAGAUGUUUGACAAAUCUUACUUUCUCUGACUGCCUCAUGAUAAUCUAAAUUGCUGGAUUCUGGGAAUUCUACAACUUUUCUAAACUACAGCCACAAAUAUAUUUGACUUAGUAUCUGAUUCAAAAGAUGUUAUAUUUUAUUCAAAACACUGAUACUGUUCUUUUACUAGAUUGGUGAUGAACUGGGUGAUAUCUACGAUUAUGUCGCUCCUUGUUUCCCUCCAAGGUUUGCUUUUCAUUUAGUUCCUUUUCCCUUUCUCCUCUUCACACUAUUGCCUUGGCCAUUCUGUUUUCAGCCAUAUGUUUGUCCCAUCCAGAGUUAAUUGUGUGCUAUUUUCUUCAUGGUAUUUUGAGUAGUCCCAAUUAAUCUAUUACUGUCGUUACUUUGUGUGGCUUGGCAGAUUAAAUGUAAUUUCUCUACCAUUGUGUUCAUUAUGUGUAACUUAUAUUAAAUCUGAUGGAAAAUCAUCUCAAAUAUUCAUGAAGGAUUACAAUUUGUUAUUAUUCACUGGGUUAAGUCAUUAAAUGCUCCGGCUUUUUGAGUGCAUAUUUUUCCCGAAAACAUUCCCAUCUUGAUCUGUUAUUCUUGCAUAAGUGCCGAUCUUUAUAUUUACAACAAGGAUGAAUUUGGCUGAAUCUGUUGGUAAAGGAGCUCCUCAAGUAUCUAGCAUUGAACUACUAUAUGAGGAAACGAAUCAGUUGACCAACUCUUACCGUGCUCUAUCUCUGAAUGUGUUAUAUGGACCACUUUUUAAAAAAUGUAUAUAAAUGAAUAUUUAUUAUAGAUUAAUCAGUUUGUUGAAUUAGUGAGUAAUGGUGUUAAAAGAGAUAUGUAGGAUGGUGUUAAAAUGUAAAUGUUAAAUCCACGAUUUUUGAGAAGCUAUGUGAUAAACGCAGGGUUUUAGCUUUUCUAACGUAUGAUGAACUUUAGGGCUUCAAAUGAAGUUGUAAAAAAUGAUGUAGAACGGCAUGCACAGAACCAAGGAAAGCCGAAAACGGUGGGCCAAGCAGCCUAGAAACAUGAAGUGUGAGCUACAAAGAUGAGGAGGCUUAAAAGGACCCUAAAUCAGAUUAGGCCGAAAUAAAGCGCGUGAAUAACAUACCAGAGUCUUAGUUUUAAUUACUGUCCUGUUUUUAAGUCAUUCUGAAUUUGUUUCCUGUACUGAUCCGAUUUUUAGGGGUACCAUAACUGAUCCUCAGCCUAUUUAAAGGCCACCACACUGUAACCCUAGGGACAUCUUGAUAUUGCAAAUUUUUUCGUUCUCUUUGAGUGAUUUCUCUUUUGCUUGUUGAUUCAAGCAACCCUUCUUGAUUCACGGGAGCUAUUCUGGUUGUUGUGGAUGUAAGGAUCCUUCAAAUCAAUCCUUGCGGAUUCAAGGAGUGGGGAAAUUCGGGCCUUGUGGAUUCAAGGCCCAAUUUCCAUUCUCCCACAACUCCAAAUUUUGUGGCUUGUUAAUUCAAGGCCUGAAAUUCAAUUUUUCGCAAUUUUGCUGUGUCCAAAAUGUAAAAGAUUAGUUUAUGUAACAUUGUAUUCCAUGUCAUAAUAGGAGUAUUGUCUGCAGAAAUCAGAAGCAUUUGAAGGAUAGUCUUAUAAUAAUCCAGAUUCUUUGAUUUUGGUUCUUUGCAGUCGGUAAAUCUGCCAAAUCCACAACAUUGUGCCUGAUUCUAGAAUUUUUCUGGUUUUGAAUGCUCAGUUCUGAAACUGGUUCUUUGCAAUUGGUUUUGAACAUGGUUCCUCACUCUGAGACCUUUCUAGUUAGGCAUCAGCUUGUCUUGGUAGGGAUGUAACUGAUUCUGAUCAAACCCCCAAGAUUGCAUGAUAGAAUUUACUGCAUGCAUUUUGUCCGGACUGGCUGGUUUAUCCCAAGAUGACAAUGUAAUGGGGUGUAAUGAUGGCAAUUAUAUUAGCAUCUGCAUGUUCCCCCUGCUCUCUCUUCUUCUCCCUGCCAUUAACUGAGUGUUUACUUUGAUGGUUAUAGAUAUGAAAUUUUUCAGCUCAUGGUCAAUCUGUACACUGAGAGGUUUAUUCAGAUGCUUCGACUUCUUAGCAACCGGGCAAAUGAACUGUCUAAUAUUGAGAUUUUAAAGGUACUAUUGAUGGUUUCAGGCAUGCGUGAUUCUUUUUCAUUAAAGACUGUUGCAUCACAUACCCUUUUUCAUUCUCGUAACUAUGUCAUUAUUAGAUGUCUAUUGACUCUUGUUGGCAAUGGGACAACCAGGAUUCGUGGGAUAAGUUGAAUAUUAGUAAAUUCAAUUUAUCUACAUGAUUUGAAAGAUGCAUAUUCUAUUGUUCUAUGUAAAACUAGAAAGCAUCUUUCCCUUUUGUUAAUAUCUCCGUGGGCAUCUUUUAGGUGACAGGUUGGGUUGUUGAGUAUCAAAAUGCUCUGAUUGAACUUGGUGUUGAUGAGUCAUUAGCACAAGUUUGUUCUGAAAGUGGUGCAAUGGAUCCUCUUAUGAAUGCAUAUGUUGAACGGGUGCAGGAAACUACACAGGUGAUGCAUCCUAUCUAUCUUGUACUUUUCUAAACCUUGAUGAUCAGAGCGAUAUAUGAAAAAAUUAAGAUCAGAAGGUUCUUAUUCCUUCUAUGUCUCAUGUAGAAAUGGUACACAAAUAUUCUAGACGCUGACAAGAUACAUCCUCCGAAGAAGACAGAAGAUGGAAAACUAUAUACACCGGCUGCUGUUGAAGUGUUUAGGAUUUUAGGGGAGCAUGUGCAAACUGUCCGCGAAAACAGCACAGAUGUUAUGCUUUAUCGCAUUGCACUUGCUGUUAUACAGGUAUACCAUUGUAAUGCAAAUAGCUAUAGCUUUAGUGCUUGUGUUUAAUAACUUUGUCUCCUAUAUGUUACCUAUUACUAUAUUUUCUCUUGUUUGAAGUAUGGCUAAUGUUAUUUUAAUUUCAACUUUUUUGUUUUUUCAUUGAUUGAUGAAUACUAAAGAUUUCUAUCUUAAUUUUCAAAGCUGAUUUCUUCUCCUUACCAGUUUUCUUUAUUUUGAUUUAGAUAAUGAUUGAUUUUCAAGCUGCUGAAAGGCAAAGGCUUGAGGAACCUGCCUCUGAUAUUGGCUUAGAACCUUUAUGUGCAGUGGUUGGUAACUUUAAUGUUUUCCAGGCAUCGAAAUUCUUUCAGACCAUUAUAAGAGCUUAGCUUAUUCAAUUUGUUUUUGUAUUUCUUGUCAUCAGAUCAACAACAAUCUGCACUGCUAUGAACUUUCAUCAGAGCUGAGUAACAGCACUUUAGAGGCUCUUCCAUCAAAUUAUGCUGAGCAGGUUUUCAUACAUGCCAUAACAGUGAACUUUCAUGUGCAUUCAUUGUCUUUUCUAGUACAUUUUUAUAAAAAAUGGUAGAAAUUAAGCUGCUUAGCUGGAUUUCUAUUUUUGACAAGUUUUAUGCCAAUGAUUAGGCAGUGUAUGGAGUAUUAGAUUAUUAGGCAAUGAGUUAUCCAUUUCUUGUUGUUUUUUCUGCAUAUGAAAGUGUUUAGUAAGGCAACUGUAGCCAUGCUGUAUCGAUAAAAUUUGCCCACUAGUAGUUUUGUGUUGAAUAUAUAUCACUAGUUUUUUUUGACUCUCAUUCAUCUUUUGUAAGAGCUGACAUCGCUCUCAGAUUCUGCAGUCAGGUUCUAUGGUUAAAUACUCGGAUAAAUAUUCGUCAUGUUAUUUCAUUAGGUUUUAUUCUUCAUGAAAUGCUACAUUCUCAAACCACAUGUAAUUGUAAUAAUGGAUAAUUUGUACUAGUUAUCAUUAGGUAGCUUUAUGAUGCUGUGCUUUCAAACAACGUCUGACUAGCUUAUGAGAAACUUAACUCAACUUCUAAUAGGCCUAGGAAUAGUUUCCGAAAGCAGCUCUUGGAAUGAGUUGGUCAAUUUCUAUCUUUUGGGAAAGAAAAUGAGUUGAAGCCUAGAAUAGUUUGGUUUAUCCAUGCGUGAAAAUUCUGGCGAGCUCAGCACUUGUUAUUCACCUCCUGGUGAAUUCCGCAUAUCAUUCAGUGAUUUUAGCUUACUGGAGUUUUCAGUUGUUGGCCAAACGUGAGGUGAAUUAUAAGUGCUGAGUUUACUGAUUUAUAUGCGUUUCUCUAGCAUUGCCUUUGUCCAUUUUUCCCUGGAUAUUGGUAAUACCCCUCAUUUUACAAGGAGUUCGGCUCCUGUCACAACCUUAUCCAUGACUGCGGUCCCUCUCAGCUGUGUUGACAUUCAUUAAAUCAUUAAAAUGGCAUGUGCAAUUUGGUCCUUCAGGUACAGCAUCCCGGGUUAUUAAUAGUUAUUAUUUUGAUGUGACAGGUCAAUUUUGAAGAUACUUGCAAAGGCUUUCUUGAGGUUGCAAAGGUUAGUUGUCUAUCUUUAAUGCUUGUGAGGAACUUCAACUGUUUUCACAUAAAAUGUAUUUUUUUGAUUAACAAUGUUACUUCUGGGCAACCUCGUUCCUGUUAACUUAAAACAAGUCAUAUUGUCACCACCUAGUCUUCCUCUAGCUAUAGAUCAUACCAUCAUGCCAGUUAACGGACAGCACAGAUAUCAGUAGAGCAUGAGUGGUGGUAUUUUUUCAGCGAUGCCAUCUCUGCAAUUAAUAUGUCGGUGGUGUGCAAUAAACUAUUCUUCACACUAAAGUUUCCUUACCGUUAUGUAUAAAAAAAUUAAGGUUCAGUUCAUUGGUCAAGUUCAACCAGCAGAAUACUCUUAUGCUUCCAUUGUUUGUCAGCAAAACUUAAAAUAGUUAGUGGGUACUAUCACUUAUUGCAUUCAAUCAGUGACACAAGCUAACCAUGAGAAUCGAAAUGGUGCAUCUUGCCCAGAAUGUUCUCACUAAGGUUGUUGGUAUCCCAUCAGUUUUGGAGGCCAUAAAAGUUAUCCCAUACGAUUGAACGUAAUUAAUAUUGUCUGUUCUUAGUAUGCUGAAAGUUCUCUCAAAAUGACAGCCUUUUUCCUGAGGGGAUUCUCUUUGAUUUAAUAUUUUUUGAUAUUCCUAUUUUUUUGCAAUGUGAUCUUUUCUCCUCCACAAGGCUCCUUCCCGUGGAAUUUUGAGAGGGUCGCACAGAUCAAGCUAACAAUUAAUAAGACAGUUUUCCUAUCACAAAACUGAUCAUAUGUGACUUUUAGCUCUUGUCAUAAAAAGUUUACCUUGUAAUCAUGCUGCAUAGAUGUCUGGUAUACCGGGGGUUAGUAAAUUUUGCAAAAUUUUUGGAUCCAAAAUUUCUAAUCAUUAAUAAGUGUUUACGUACCUUAUUAAGUUGCCUUAGAUACUGCAAAAGCAUCAUUCAGAUGUAGUUCAGGAUUUUAUGAUUCUUGAUAGCAGUCACUAUAGCUGUUUGUUAGGAUAGUCAAUACAGUGUUUUGUAGCAUAAAUAUAUCCAUGUUAAAUAUUUUUAUCUUCUUAACGAAUUAUUGCUCAAUGAAUUUGAAAUGGGUUUCGCAAUGCUAGGAAGCUAUUCAUCGAACUGUUAGUGUCAUCUUUGAGGAUCCUGGUGUCCAAGAGUUGCUUGCUAAACUCUAUCAAAAAGGUAAUUUAAUUUCUUCUUUGAAAAUAUCGUCAUAUUUUUUAUUUUUCUCAUCGCCCUGCUUUUGCUCGAACAAUCUCCAAAUCUUCAUAUAAAUUUAUCUGCAAUUUUUGUGGACAUUUAGACUUCAUAUCAUACUCUCUAUGGGAUUCAGUAUGAUGCAUGUGUCCAUUCCAGCUUCUCUGGAACUUUAAUCAAACUAUAUUUCAUGGAUAUUAGGAUACGAAGACACCUAGAGAUAUAAGUAGGUUCUCCUCUUUAGUUCCCAUUUCAUUUAGGACCAACGUUUUCUUCUAGUUAAUCUCUCAUACACAUUCUGAUUUUCUCUGGGUUUGUGUGAUGUGGUAGUGGCUCAAUAUUCCAUGUUGAAAUUAACAUCUUUCACCUUGUAUGGUCUAUCCUUUUUUAUUUCAGGAGGUUAUUUUAGGUUUCAGGAAGCUUUUUAGAUUUUAGUUUCAGUGAAAUAGUUGAUAAAGAGCUGAAAGUUUCCAUUUGACUCGAUUCUUUACAUUCUUUUGAAGCUCACGUGAAAUGCUAUGAAUACUAUCAGUCUUUGCAUUUCAACAUGCAUGGUAUACGCCAAAAUACUUCUUAUUUAUGGUUGUCAUACACUAAAUUCUUUUCUACUUUGAAGACGAUGUGCGACUUAUUGUUUCAAAGCUACGAUUACAAUGAUCCAAGGGUACAUCUUGGUGUAUCAUUUGUGAUCAUAGAAUCAAUACUUGUGCUUUAUUCCGUGCCAACUGACACGACUUCUUUUUGGGUUAGUCUGAGGUGCAAAUGAAUAGCCCUAGCAUCAGCAAUGACUGUUGAUCGUCUUGACUAAAUGGGCCCCUUGACUGGCUUGAUCUGUGCAUAUUUGGUCCACUGUCUAGUAUGAUCUUGGCACGAGAUUCUUAUACAUGGAACAUGGCUGACAGAGUCUUUACAUUGGCCUCCUUAAUGUUCUUAUUUGCAGCCUUUGGGGUCACCUGCGAUCUCAUCUCCAUCAUGCCAGAGCCCAUUGAUUGUAUUUUCAUUAGGGAUAGGGCAUCUUCCUUCCCCAGGCGUCAGUACCCUGGUACAUUGUGCCGCCCUUUGCUUAAUUAUGGUGGAGAGCCAUUCAACCGACUUCUCAUUGACACGGUCACCAUAUCCUCCGCUGUAAACAUGGACUCCCCUUGUUGGAUGAUUGGAGGAAUUGCUCAUAUGUAUUGUCUGUACUGGACUUGUUUCAUGUAUGUUUGAUUCUCAUCUGGCUUCGUCUGGUGGUUAGGCAUGAUGUGCAUCCCUUUUUGUUUCUUGGGAGGCGGGGGGAGAAGGGGGGGAUGUUCUGAUUUCGGCUGGAAUAUUUAAGUCAGUUUAGCAAAUAAGAUUGACUUUGCCAAUUCAAUUGACAUGCCAGUAGUAGACUCGGGAGAGGUUUUAUUUUCCAACUGAUAUGACCUUCUGUUAACGUGUCCACCGGUUUCCAGCAAUUGUGCUGCUAUCAGAGGAAGAAUACAGAAAGCGUAACUUGACAACAUUGUGUAAUGGGGAAAGAAUAGGAAUGGAGAAUGUCGAGGAAUGAUAGUAAAUAAAUAAAGGAGAGGAAAAAUAACUCAUCUAUUGGUUACCAUUGGCUGCUGCAUUGGCAGGCUUCCUGCUGAUGAACAGUAACCCCUCCUCAAAUAAAGGAGAAGACCCAUGCGAAACGUGGUAUUGGGGUCUGGGGUUAAGUUCCGAGUUGUGUAAACGUUUUUAGUUAAACCCGUUUGCUCAACGUCGCAUUUUGGUAAAUAGAUGUUUAUGCACACUACAAGAUUCAAUUUGAGGCAAAAAUACGCUUUUUGGGAGUGCAAAUACCUUUCCUUUCAUUCUUCAACUCUAAUCAGGGUCUUCCUUCAGAUUGGCAGAUCUGAUCCCCUGAUUAGGUCGGUCUGGCCUAUCUAAUCUGGAUCAGACCAACCUGGCCUAUUCUUCCGGCCAAUCUCAUUUGAGUACCAUCGUAACUUGUGUUCAUGUAGUGGUUUUACUUGAACGUUUAGAAACUUGAUUUCCCUCCCUUGCUGUUAGCUUUGGUUGCGCUUUGCACCGUUCUUGCUGAGAGUCAUUGCUUUGCCACCAUCUCUGGAGGUUGCCAAGGCUUCCUAUUCGGGGAAACAGUGAGAUUUUUUUAAGGGUUGCUUUUAGUCGUUGAUCCAUGGGCAUUUAGCCACACCGUGUAAUAUUGCUUCUCUCAUAUGCUGUAGAUAUGAAGGGUUUCUUUUCGAAUGAAGUAUUUAAGGUUUGAAGUAGUUACCACUAUGUUUCAGAUUGGCUUGAUGGAUUGGUUACUGAGUACCUUGUUGCAACAUUUGGUGAUUACUUUGGAGACGUGAAAAUGUAAGUCCUUUGUCUCAUCUUUCUUGUUUUACAUAAAAGUUUAUGAUUUACUAAAGAGAAAGGUUUAAUGUUGUUGGAGUCUUAUAGCAUAGGACGUCUAUAAUUGUAAUGUAAUAAAAUUUUAUUCGUCUUCAACUGUUCUACUGAGAGAAUAGACAUGGUAUUUAGAGAUUUAUUGAAAAUGCAGUUCCUCUUCUCCCUGUGAUGGAAAUCAUAGCUUAAUUUUUUAUUUUUCACCGUUGCCAAAGUCAGUUUCUAUUAAAAAGAGACAGUUAUAAGCAGCAUCUACAUAGUUGAGAAUUGGACAUGCUUGACUUAACGGGGAUUCUUCGUUGAGGUGUUUCACCUGUUGUUGGUAAAUUUCACUUAAUUAAUAGCAAAAAUCUAGGAAUCAGGGUUGCCAUUUGGGACAACGUUCUUCAUGGCUUCCUGAUCAAAUCUCCUUUUCUACAGCCAACUAGUCAUCAGUAUUCAACAGUAGCCUCGGAUCACAUGAGAUCCUCAGGGACUCACAAAGAGAUAUGGCAUGCAAAUGUUGCCAGCUAUCAGGCGGCUUUUUAUAUGGCUUUAGUAGUAGUUUCAGGGAUCACUUUUGCCGUAUUAUAAGGUUGAGCAGCUUUGAUCUACCCUUUCAUCUUUGAAUAACCUUUUCCUUCUGAUUCUGAUGCAAGUCAAGUCAUUUUUCCCUGUCUUGUCAUUAGCCGGUAAAGAAAGGAGCACCCUGUGAAUAUGGUCACAUGUAGAUAAGCAUCAUGUUAACUCUGUGAUUUGCAAAAUGUUGGAUUUUUAAUUGUCCCAUUCUUUGUUUUUCUCUUAUAGAAUUACAGGUUAUAUAUAUAUAUAUAUAUCAUUUAUAAUAGCAUGCUGGGAUAUAUCAUGUUGGAUGGUUUGAUAAUGAUGCUCAUGUUUAUCUCUUGAUGAACCACUGGUAAUCCUCUUUUUGGAUAAAUAUUUUGUACUAUUAUAUUAAACAUCAACAUGCACCACCCUUAGAGCUGGCAUCUCCCAUGGCAGCUUGGUGGAGGUUGAAGAUCGAUUUUAUUUUAUUUUGGAUGCCCCAUUUCAAUGCCUUGCAGAGGCACUGGAACAAGUUUCAUGCUUUGAUUUCCUCUGGGUUGGCGUUCUCUCUUGCUGCUCUCUAGGUAUAUUGAAGAAAGAUCCUUUAAGAGAUUUGUCGAGGCUUGCUUGGAGGAAAGCAUUGUUAUCUACAUUGAUCAUCUCCUGACACAGGUUUACUUGUAUUUUCUGAUUCACCUUGCAUUAACACAAUAUUGGUAGUGACUCUCACAAUUUUCACGGUUCGUUUCAAUACUUACAAUUUGCAAUUGUAGAAGACGUACAUCAAAGAAGAAACGAUUGAGCGCAUGAGGUUGGACGAGGAAGUUCUUAUGGAUUUUUUCAGGGACCACAUUAACAUAUCGGUGAGUAUACUCCUCUCUCGUGAUUCACUUGGUUCUUGUCUUGUUCCCUGAUUAUCUUGCUUGAUGGCUCAGAUCUUGAUAAUAUUAAUGUUCACUGACGUAGUCCAUGUCGCAUUGAACACGCCUGAUGAUUGAUUCUUGAUAGUUUUACGCUUGCUCCUGGAUGAACUUCUGUAAGAGGCCUUGCUGAUGGAUCUCAGUAACCCAGAAUGGUUCUCUUCGCUGUGCCCAAGUGGGACACACAUCACCCACUUUAUCCUGGAUGCAAUCUGAACUGUACUGAAACUGCCAUUCUAGUGUUAGAAGAUGAAGACACCAAGUCCUGCAUUCAAGUUGUCGCAUUUUCUGGCAUGGAUUCGUUCCUACGACGAAAGGUCCCUCUAGUUUCAUGCACACAUGAUUUGAUCCCAUCCUCAAGGUCGUCUCCGCUUGGGCUAGUGAGCUGGGUCCAGACAGAGAUGGGGCUGCCUUGGUAUUACCCAGAUGGGUAAACCAAGGUAGUUGAGUCCUUUCGAGUUGUAAGCUGGAUCCUCUUCUUUAAGGGUAGAUCCUCGUGUUCUUCUUGCUUUAGUACUAAAAGCUUUGCUGCUGUGUGCAUGAGGUUGAGGAGGAUGAGAAGUAUUCUUGGCUUGGGUUGGUGCUCAUAGGAUUUCGUCUUCUGGCAGAAAAUUGAGAACAGGGUGAGAAUUAUGGUGGAUCUGAGGGAGCUGGCGUCUGCCGAGAGCCUGGAUUCUUUCACGCUCGUGUACACGAACAUCCUCGAGCACCAGCCCGAUUGCCCGGUGUGUUCGUUCAUUCCAUUCACGCUUUGGAAGAGAUUUCUUCGCUCUCCUUUUUCCUUUCUUUUUUUUUUUAGCUAUUUUUUGGAUCAUCGAUCUAACAGAUCCAGGUGAUGCAGCCGGAGGUCGUCGAAAAACUCGUUGCAUUGAGAGAGGGUAUUCCCCGGAAGGACGCCAAGGAGGUAAUGCUGUUUCCUUCUCUCGUGUUUCUUCUGUAGGAUACCAGUGACCCACUCAUAUGCACUCUCUCUCUCUCUCUCUCGCUAACCAGCUACACAGAGAGAGAGAGAGAGAGAAUAUCUGGGUUGGUGGGAUGGAAUGACCAAGCAUGUGGGUGUUUUCCUGGGAAUGCAACAGGUGGUUCAGGAGUGCAAAGAGAUUUACGAGAACACGCUUGUGGGGGGGAACCCCCCGAAGGCGGGAUUUGUCUUCGGAAAGGUCAAAUCCCUCGCGGCGCCCAAGGGAUCCCUCUGGAGGAAGCUCGCGCAGUCCUAA